Messenger RNA from Aspergillus neoniger CBS 115656, 1720 nucleotides. Its product is annotated as putative MFS transporter. Gene Ontology annotation, biological process: transmembrane transport. The transcript is spliced from 5 exons. Gene Ontology annotation, molecular function: transmembrane transporter activity. Lineage: Eukaryota; Fungi; Ascomycota; Eurotiomycetes; Eurotiales; Aspergillaceae. The record is from RefSeq and is a predicted model, not a curated record. Bases 1 to 1593 code for a protein of 530 amino acids.
AUGGCGACCAGAGACCCUAAAUCCUCGGUUGGGACGGUGCAGAAGAUUAUGGAUGAGGAUAACCACCCUCAUCGUUCGUUGGGCCAUGUUCGCCUGCGCCAUCAUGAAACCAACGAGGUUAUUCUGGUCCCUACUCCGUCGGAUGACCCAAACGAUCCACUACGAUGGUCUACCUCGUACAAGAUUUACAUUGCCAUUCUUGUCUCUCUGGCCAUGGUGAUGUGCAACUUCAUGUCCGCCGGUCCGACCGUCGCCAUGGUGGAUGUCGCGGCCGAUUUCAACUCGAGUGUGUCUCGCGCAGCCUACUUUUUCAACAAUAGUGCGCUGCUGCAGGGCGUCUCCAACUUGAUCUGGGUUCCACUCCUCAAUAAGUAUGGUCGGCGGCCCAUCUACGUAUCAGCAUACGUGCUCUAUUUCUUCAUGAUUCUGGGAGCCGGGUUGGCAAAGACCUAUGCCGGUGAGCUUACCACCCGUACCAUCCUGGGUGUCGGUGCCGGGGCAGGAGAGUGUCUAGCCCCAGUCACUAUUGCCGAUGUCUUCUAUCUCCACCAGCGCGGUUAUGGCAUGGCAAUCUAUAACUCCGCUUUGAGCGCGGGUGUCUCCUUUGGCAUCAUCAUCUCUGGCCUGGUGACGAUCAAUCACUCCUGGCGUGUGAUAUACUGGGUCGGCUGCGGACUUGUCGGUGCUCUGUGGAUUGUGGUUGUCUUCUUCUUCCCGGAGACCGCAUUUCGUCGAACAGAUAAUGCGGAUGAUCUUUACAACACGCAGAAGCAUGCCGAGCAUGUCGAGUCCCGGGGAGAAGAGAGACUUUCCCGCAGACAGAGCUAUCUGCAGAGUCUGCGCUUUUGGUCCGGUCACACAUACACAGACGAGUCCCUGUGGCGGAUGUUCAUCCGACCUUUCGGUCUCAUUCUGCUGCCUCCGAUCUUCUGGGCGACCAUCGUCAUGUCCGUGACAAUCGGCUUCCUCGUGGCGGUCACAUCAAACUUUGCCACUGCUUUUAGCGAAACGUAUGGGUUUGCUUCCUGGCAGAGUGGAUUGUGCUUCAUUGCCGGCAUGCUGGGCUGUUUCUUCGGUACCUUUGCGGGAGGGCCCUUUUCUGACUGGGUGGCCGAUUAUCUCACCAAGCGCAACGGUGGUAUUCGAGAGCCGGAAAUGCGUCUGCCCGCUAUUAUACCUAGUGUGAUCGCCGCUCCAUUGGCGCUACUGCUGUAUGGCUUUGGCACCGAUCGCGCCUGGCACUGGAUUGUGCCAACGAUUAGUCUUGGAUUAUUAUCAUUUGCCAUUAGUCAAGGGACAAAUGUCUCAUUUGUGUAUUGCGUUGAUGCUUACCGACCGGUGGCUGGUGAAGUCGCCGUCACUCAGCUGGCUUUCAAAUCCUGCUUCGGGUUCCUGCUAUCUUUCUAUACCAACACCUGGAUUGCCGAAUCAGGCUAUGCGGCUGCCUUUGGCGCCAUGGCGGGCAUUUCGGGAGGCUGUCUGCUGUUCUUUAUCCCGUUGUAUUUGUGGGGACGGCAUAUUCGCAUGGCAUCGAUGAAGUGGCCCUUCGUCCAAUUUGUGUUCUGGAAGGAUGAUCGGGAGGUUGGGGAGUAAUGUGCCAGAUGGGGGAAAGAUGAGGAGUGAAAAUAGCCUUCCUUUGCUUUCAAACGGAUGGAGCAGCUGUAGCGCCUUCAAUUAUGUGUAUGCGUCGGCCAUUCUUCCCUGAAAAAAAUGACUUCAU